UUGUAAGUAUUUUAGUAAGAACCUCCAUGAAUUGUGUUCAUCCUGCUUUGGUGUUUUAAAGAGUUUCCAGCAAGAAAAUGGUCAUGUAUAUUUUAUGGACAUUGCUGUUUUUCCAUGUGUCAGCACAGCGGUGGACUUUGUUUGAUGAAGAGUCAAAGCCUAAACGUGAAGGCAGAGUGCGAUUGGUGGGGGAUCUGCCUUCAUCUGGUCGUGUGGAGGUCUACCAUGACGGACAGUGGGGUACAGUUUGUGAUGACGGAUGGGACCUUGCUGAAGCACAAGUGGUGUGUCGUCAGCUGGGUUUUCCUGGAGCAAUAUCAGUUACGCCUGGAGGACAAUAUGGUGAAGGCUCUGGUCCAAUCUGGCUGGAUGACAUGAACUGCAAAGGCUCGGAGGGCUCAUUGUCUGAAUGCUGCUUCAAAGGCUGGGGUGUUACUGACUGCUCACAUAAAGAGGAUGCAGGAGUGGUCUGUGAAACUGGUACAAACAUAACCAGCAAUCAUCAGUUCUUUCUGGAUAACAGUCUGGGUUUGUCUGAUGAUCUUGGUCUUCUGUUUGACAGUGGAGAUGGUUGUGAUUUCACAAUUAAUGUCCAAGACGUCAGUGAAGAGUCAGAAUUGACUUUUUGUGUGCACAGUAUGAUCGUUAUGAUUUAUCCAGAACUAAACAUAACAAACAACUCCGGAAACUUCACAGUGGAUAUCAGCCAGACCUGCCAUCCUCAUGUCUCUGCUUUUCUUAGGUAUUUGUACACACGUCAGAUUGAUGUUUCCAUCACAUCGGCUCAAUGUCUGCAUCAGCUGGCGUUUACCUUUGGAGUGAAGAAGCUUAUGAAGGAUGUUGGCAGGGUCUUCACUUUACUCAUUCCUGAAGACAACACCUUCCAUACACAGGUAUCCAUGUUCAAGUAUGGCGUCCGCACAGGUGACCUUGUUCUGCAGGAGAACGUCCUUCAGUAUCUUUCCUGGAACUGCGAGUAUCUCAUAAGCUCUCCAGUGUGGAGCACCAUCUCCUUUCACAUGAUGGACGCUCUGCUGCGGCGCUCAGACCUGGUUGUGAAGGAUGAAGCUUUUCUUCUUGAAGCUCUGGAGAGAUGGAUCCAAGACAAAGGUGAUGAGAUUAGUUCAGAUCAACAGGCCAGUCUCCUGAAUCACAUCCGCUUCCUCUUGAUCCCAGUGGAUAAGCUGUAUGCAAUGCAGUUUUCCUCAGGCGUUCUCCGUCAGAAUCAUGAGAAACUGUACCUAACUGGUCUGCUCAGAGGAUUUCAGUUCAAUGUUCUACCCUUCUCCAAGAUCAGGAAUCAAAUUGAUAACAUAAGUAGUGAGUAUCUACCCAGAAUCUACACUGGAGAUGAGUGGAGUCUAUUUAUCAAUGACACAACCGUCAGUUACCAAUACCAUCACUACUACUAUGGCCAAAAUAACAGAAUCCAAACCUUCUCCACUCCUGCACACCCUAGUGCUCUUUACAGAGAACAAAAUGUGCAGUGGCAAGCCCAGGUGUUUCUUAGUAAUCAGGAAUGCUCUAAUUAUGGGGUUUCAUGUACAUCUUUUCCUGUUGCAAGAUUAUACGGAUAUGGUAUCAAAAACAGCAUGGCAGUGAUUCCAAAUAACAGCAGUAUGGAUCUGCCAAACCCCUGUCCUGAUGACUACAGUUUUAGAUUUGUAGUGCGUCCAGAGUAUAUCUGA
Molecule: messenger RNA, 1688 nt
Organism: Sinocyclocheilus rhinocerous
Lineage: Eukaryota; Metazoa; Chordata; Actinopteri; Cypriniformes; Cyprinidae
Product: galectin-3-binding protein A-like
Exons: 5
Coding region: 78-1688 (536 amino acids)
Cellular component (GO): membrane
Source: RefSeq, a predicted model, not a curated record